This is a messenger RNA of Mesocricetus auratus (golden hamster), 3043 nucleotides long. RefSeq names its product RUN and FYVE domain containing 4 (gene Rufy4). NCBI's taxonomy places the organism in Eukaryota, Metazoa, Chordata, Mammalia, Rodentia, Cricetidae. Gene Ontology annotation, biological process: positive regulation of macroautophagy. The transcript has 14 exons. Bases 734 to 2434 code for a protein of 566 amino acids. The record is from RefSeq and is a predicted model, not a curated record.
GCCCGACGGGCCCGGGGCGGGGACGCGGACUACCCGCGAGCCGGCCCGCCCCCAGCCCCAGCGACCUCUUGGCCCAGGGCGUCUGCGACGCGGGGAAGGAGGGCGACGCCCCCGGCCCGCCCCGUCGGAGUCCGCCUCCGCCUCCGCCGCGGCUCUGCCAGGCAGUGGGAGUGCGGGGGCCCUGCGAGGGGCGGCGACAAGGACGAAGGAGGCAGACGGUGGGGAGGGGACCCGAAGGAGCGGGAACGCGGCACGGGCGACAGCGGAGUCCCUGGGACAGGCUGAGCUAGGAGCGCGAGAAAGAGCGCCGGUGUGAGCAACGAGCGACUGGGAGACUGACAUCAGAGAAGGGAUCUGUCGGGGACGGAGACGGCGGCAGGGACGACGAGUGUGGGGGGAUCGAGUUCUGCACCGGGAAGAAGGGCGGGACGUGGAACAGAGAACAGCAGGCUUGGGGAUCGCUUCGUGCCCUGUUAACAGGGUUGGCCCAGCCUUCUGCAGGCUGGGCCUGAGUCACUCCCCAGGCAGGAGAGCUGGGAAGGGCUGUGCAGAGUCCACAGUCACAAGGGACAUACUCAGGCUGCAGAACCCUGCUGCCCACACCCCAACCGGGCAGGCUUUUCUCAGAUAAGGAACCUGGGGUCUGAGACAGAGUGAACUGUUGGAAGAUACACAGUGAGAAAGUGGGCUGAACCCAGGGGACCACAGAGAAUCACAUCACUUCCCAGUCUCCAUGGCAGAAGAGGGGGCCAUCCUAAAGAUCACCGGGAACCUGAAAAAUGCUGUCUCUGCCAUCCUCCAGGGAUAUGGGCAAGGGCAGGGGCCAGUGACAGACACCAGCGCGGAGCUACAUAGACUCUGUGGCUGCCUGGAGCUGCUGCUGCAGUUUGACCAGAAAGAGCACAGGAGCUUCCUGGGGGCUCGGAAGGAUUACUGGGACUUCCUGAUCACUGCUCUGCGGCAGCAUCGGGGAUACACGGAGCAGACCAACUUUGUGUGCUCACAGAACAAGCUGAAGACCUCUCUGGGAAAGGGUCGCGCUUUUAUCCGACUCUGCCUCGCCCGUGGACAGCUGGCUGAGUCAAUGCAGCUGUGCCUCCUGAGCCCAGAUCUCACUAGGGAAUGGUAUGGACCCCGGAGCCCUCUGUUGUGCCCUGAGCUCCAGGAAGACAUCUUGGACUCUCUCUAUGCCCUCAAUGGAGUUACCUUCAACCUGGAUCUGCAGCGCCCAGACCUGGAUGAAGCUUGGCCCAUGUUCUCAGAGUCCCGCUGCUCCAAUCCCAGUCGGACCCAGGAAAGAAGACCCAGAAAGCCUGAGGCUUUCCCAAAGGAGGUGGGAUGCUUCACAGGACAACUACAGGGACCAGACACCCAUGGAACCAGCUGUCUACAAGAUGCACCCAGAGAAGCCCGCCACAAUGACCUCCCCACCCCCUUGCAACAUGGCCAUCUUCCCACCUUUUUGGAAAAGAAGAAAGGGGAUUCUAGGAGCCUCACUUGUCCCCAGCGCAUUUGGGAAACAGAAGGGGAGGGAAUUCGGCUAGACCUGAAGGAGGGAAGUCCAAAGAACAGGAAAUCCCUGGAGAAUUCAGCACCCAGCAGCCAACCACAGAGGGAGGGGGCUAAGGAGACUCAAAGGGAGGUGGCAGGAAUGGAAGAUGAAGGCAAAUCAAGUCUGCCAGUGACAAAAGUUCAGAGAGUAACAGAAGGGACCCAGGAAAGGGCAUCAGAUUGGGACCAUGACCAAGGGGUGCUGGCCCCCAGCCUUCAAGAAAGGGUAGAAGACACAGCAUUAGGAAACAGGCAGGGGUGGGAUCAGGAUUGUGUUCUGGGGCAGCCCUGGGUCCUGCAAGGCCUAGGAAUAAAGAAAGGCUCUACCACAGAGAAGCCACAAGAGUGGACAGGAGUGACCAGUGUGACCAGGCAGGAGGACCAAGCGGAAGUGCACUUGCAGGAGGUGGUCAAGGACCCCAGGUAUGAGCUCCAGCUGGCAAAGGAACAUGCCCAGCGCCAGGAGCAGCAGCUGCGGGCACAGGAAGAAUCGCUGCAGGCGCUCCAGGAGCAGCUCAGCAGGUGUCAGGAAGAAAGAGCCCAUUUGCAAGUGAUGCUGGAACAGAAGCAGCAGGAGGCUGAGAGGAGAGUCACCCUGUAUGAGAAGGAGCUCGAAGGGCAGAGGGACCUGGUCCGGGCCAUGAAAAGGAGGGUGCUGGAGCUGAUCCAUGAGAAGGACCACCAGUGGCAGAGGCUCCAGCAGCUGUCUACUGUGGCCCCUGGACACUGCAUGGGCUGCAACAAGGUCUUCAGGCGUCUGUCUCGGCGGUAUCCUUGCAGGCUCUGUGGAGGCCUGGUUUGCCAUGCCUGCUCUGCAGACUACAAGAAGAGAGAACACUGCUGCCCAGCCUGUGCCCAACGGGAAGAAAUCCAGAUCACCUGACCAAGAUGUCAAGAGCAACCAAAAAACAGCCACCACCCCCCUCCCCAGUUCACUCCCUCCCUGAAGUCUGACCACUUUUUUCCUCUGGAAGCUGGUGAUCCGAGGCCCCAGCACUACUGUGAGGGGUAGAGGGUACAGUCCAAAGAUAGACCUAGCUCUGCCUUUCCUGUUGAAGGGGCUGAGUGGAACAUGACUUAGCUCUAGCAGCUUUGUGUCUGCUGUGAGGAAGACAGGCUACGAACUCUGUAAAGUCCUUAGAGGCACCGCAAGUCCUUACGGUAACCAUGAAUAAGAACAGCCCAGGUUACUAGUGUUAGCCACACUCCCCUUGCCCUACUACUCACAAGAAGUGAAGCCUCUUCCAUCUCCCCCUCCAAUCUACUUCAGGUAUCAUUGGUUUGUCUCAUUUCUCACAGGGGUGCUGUUUACAUAUAAUAAGCAUUGCACAAAUCUGCAUCUCCAUACACAGGCAUCUGCUCCAAAGUGUUCUCACCCUCCCCAAACCCCUGCCUCUAUGCCGAGGCAACCACUGACCCUGCCUCAUGGCACCAAAAAGCACAGGUUCUUUCUAGAAAUUUGCAGAAAUAAAAUUGUGCAGUUCCCUCUUUA